AUGAGUGCUCAGGGAACGUUGUUUGCGUGGCACAUCGCCGGAGGCUCGCCCGUCUUCGCAUCGAGCGCAGGCCUGGGCACGGCGAUCUUCGUUCGUCGUGUCGGCUGGGGCCGGGCAGCUGCAAAGUGCACGGAGGGGUCGCAUCUCCUCGCAGACGUUGAGAUGUACAUUGCGGAGAGGUCGGCGCGAGACGACUCGGAGCGUAGAAUGCGGGCGAUGUUUGAAGAGGGUGCGCAACUGGCGCGCGAAGGGAGGGGCGACGAUGGUGGUGGGAACAGCAGGCUGUUUUGGACGAGGCGGAGGGUGGCGGACGAGGCACGGAGGCGAUGCACUUGGCGCAUCGCUGGAGCAGGCUGUCUAUCGCCGUCGGAGGCGCGAUGUUUGAACGCGCGGCCGGCCGACCGCGCGGACGCAUUUGCGCGUCGUGUGUGCCACGUCACGAGCGCGUCGCUUGUCGACGCACUCGCAGGGUGUAUUAAGGAGCGGUGGGAGUGCCCGCAGGUGCGAGGGAGGCGGUGUCAGGAAGGAGAGAGAGGGGCCUUACAGGUGGCGCAUGUGGCGACGCGCAAUCUGUAUCUUGCUGCGGGUGAGCGUGUGACGGCGGCCUCGGGACGCUGUCGACGUCGCGGGUGGGUCAUAGUGAACGUUCGACCCAUUGAGCAUAACGGAUGGGAGGAGAACUCACAGGCACAUACAUUAUCGGACAGUAUGAGACAGGAUGUGAUGGGUCAGGCUCAUUCAGGAACUGACAGGAUCGUACAGGAUAGUAUGGAAAGCGGCAACCCGUACUGUCCUGUACGGUCCUUCCGGAUCUGGGCUGGACGCAUAGUACUAGUAGUCGCUCCGGCGGGGGCUCUCGAAAGUCAAGUCGAACUCCGAGUCGAGUUCUCACUGCUAGUACGUAACAAGCCAGGCCAGAUUAGGCCAGAUUGGACGCGUAAUUUGAACACAGCCAGCGAGACACCGCCGAUGCAAUCGCAUUUGUAUGAAGGGCUUUAUCGGACAAAAAUCGAGGGGCCUAGUAACGUACCUAUGCGUCCAGCCCAGAUCCGGAAGGACCGUACAGGACAGUACGGGCUAGUACGGGAUCACUCAAGAUCGGUCGGGAUCUGGCAAGAUCCCGACCGAUCUUGA
Molecule: messenger RNA, 1134 nt
Organism: Rhodofomes roseus
Lineage: Eukaryota; Fungi; Basidiomycota; Agaricomycetes; Polyporales; Fomitopsidaceae
Exons: 10
Coding region: 1-1134 (377 amino acids)
Source: RefSeq, a predicted model, not a curated record